AUGGCAUCAGCGUUGGGAUCGGGUGGUGCAGAUGGCGCUGUACCGGGCGGUCGUCGCAAGAAGGCUUACGAAUGGCUCAAAGCUGCCAAUGAGGUUGGUCAAGCCUAUGCAUCACGCUGGUCAGGACAGCGGGGCGUAUCCCAGGAAGACUACUACAACACUCCUGGCGCAUUCCCCAAUGUGGCCAUCGCACGAUCGGGCGACGAGGAGAUGGUCCUGUUCCCUAGUUACGCUCGAAAGCUUGCCACAAAGAAAAAAAGCAGCAGUCAUACAAGUUCACCAUCCAGGCGCGAUUCAUGGAGCCGAACCAUCGAUGAAUAUCGGGGUGUACCCGACGAGAAAGUGGUCACCAAGGGGAGCUGGGAUGAGUCCACCGUGGAAAAUGCAGUGGUGGAGGUCGAUGUGCGAGGCUGGAUUCACGCACCCAGUCGAGGUCCCCUGAGUCGCAAGCAUCGAAUCAUGAUCAGGCUGGCACGAUCUCUGAGCGGCAUCCCAGCUCCAUCGGGUUCAACCAACGACGAUACUUCGGAGCAGCCUCCCAAUAGCAGGGGCGAGGAUGAGCUACUGGACAAGGAGAUGCGCAACCUCGUCGACACCGCUGAGAAGGACGCGGACACGGCUUGGAAGAGUGCAGCAAGCAACCGUCGAGGGUCGAGUACUAGCACUAAUACGGGCGUCGGUCCGACAAUCAGUCAAGCUGCGGUCAUGACGAAAGAUGAGAUUUCCAUGGCCAAUGCUCAUCUGAUGGAAAGACUACGUCCCUUUCUCACGAACCCGAUGGCCGGUAUGCCGGUGACCAUUUUCUUCUUCAAUGAAAAUGAGAGCGAAUCCCGGAAUGUCAUGACCGACGAGGCGGGCUACUUCACGAUACGGGCUCCGAUGCCGUUUGUCCCGACACAUAUUCGAGUAUUGGCGUCUGAGGAUCUUUCUGCUGCCAAGCCAAUCGACGUCAUUGAGCCUGCGGGCAUCAGUCUGAUCAGUGACAUUGAUGACACAGUCAAACAUUCUGCCAUCAGCAGCGGAGCUAAGGAAAUAUUCCGGAAUACAUUCGUUCGGGAGCUAGCUGAGCUGAACAUUGAUGGUGUCAGUGAAUGGUAUUCGCAGGUAGCGCAAAGGGGGGUGAAGAUUCAUUACGUUUCGAAUGCGCCGUGGCAACUUUACCCUCUCCUAGAGCGGUAUUUCAAGCAAGUUGGACUGCCUCCGGGAUCAUUUCAUCUCAAGCAAUACUCUGGCAUGUUGCAGGGCAUCUUUGAACCUACCGCAGAGCGAAAGCGAGGGCCUCUAGAACAAAUACUGCGAGACUUCCCGGAGCGCAAGUUUAUUCUAGUUGGUGACAGUGGCGAGGCUGAUCUGGAGGUUUACACCGAAGUGGUACUUGCUAAUCCUGGUCGCAUUCUGGGCAUUUUCAUCCGCGAUGUGACAACAGUGGAGAAGAAGGCAUUCUUCGACAAAUCCGUCGGUGAUUUGGAGUCCACUGCUCAGGAUCGUAGCUCCCCAAGCCUAGUUGACGCAUCGGACUUGACUGUCAAACGACCAACGCUGCCUCCUCGUCGACCGAUGACGGCACCUCUGAAUGCUGGUCGAGAUAGCCUUCCUAGUGAAGAUCUCAUCGAUCUAGAAGAUGAUGGGUUUACGGGCAGCAAGCCGGCACCCAUGAUACCGCACGCGACUAAGCCUCGGCAACCCCCGGGAAAGCCUGCAAAACCCUCUUCUCUCCGGACUGUACAAGGGUCGAGCGAUCAGGUUGCAGCGGGGGUCUCUUCUGGUCAAACCUCCUUUCAAGAGACUAUACGCCGCAAGCCGAACCCCCCUUUGCCUUUUCGACGGGCUCAAGCCAAAUCAGACUCCCUUAUUGAUCUGGAGACCUCCCGAUCCACCUCUCGUUCGUCGAGUGCACAGCCAUCGAACAAAGACAGCAGCGCUUACCGGUCCGGAAGACCGCCCCCUGUGCCACCGCCAAGAAGAUCUAACACUGCGUCGCCUUCUACCGGUUCAGCGAACAGUGGGACAAACACCCCGCGUUCCUCAGCGCCGGCAGCUAAGCAGUCAUAUCCUGCUGCCGCGGGUGCUGCCGCACAGGCGGCGCUCAACUACGCAACUGAGCGCCUCAACCUGACCGCUUCGUCCGUGACCACGCUUCGCACCUCUGCUUCUAGUCAAUCCCUUGCACGAGCAUCGACAACUACUGCCGCGGAUCCUCUUCCCAACAAACGACAGGAAUUAUGGCGUCGUCGCUGGGAACGAGCAAGCGAAGUGCUCGGGGAAAGGGGGGUCGUUUUGGGCAGUUGGCGUGUUGGCACCGAUGCACAGUCGGUUUGUUUGUGGCUGAUUGAGGAAGAACAGCGCAAACUUCAGGGUCAUGAAGGUUCGACUGGCGCGGGACGCCGGUCCUAA
Messenger RNA from Penicillium diatomitis, 2394 nucleotides. Its product is annotated as phosphatidate phosphatase App1 family protein. Gene Ontology annotation, molecular function: phosphatidate phosphatase activity. Lineage: Eukaryota; Fungi; Ascomycota; Eurotiomycetes; Eurotiales; Aspergillaceae. The coding region runs from base 1 to 2394 and encodes 797 amino acids. The record is from RefSeq and is a predicted model, not a curated record. Gene Ontology annotation, cellular component: actin cortical patch. The transcript has a single exon.